AGUGUCUUGAAGUUUUCUAAUACAGCGUAAAGUAUGGUUGGGUCGCGUGUCUAUGUUGGCGGUCUGCCCUUCGGAGUUCGUGAGAGAGACUUGGAAAAAUUCUUCAAAGGUUUUGGCAGGAUCAGGGAUAUACUAAUCAAGAAUGGUUAUGGAUUUGUUGAAUUCGAAGAUUAUAGAGAUGCUGAUGAUGCAGUUUAUGAAUUAAAUGGAAAAGAAUUGCUUGGAGAAAGGGUCGUGGUGGAGCCGGCGAGGGGCAUCGACCGCAGCGCGGACCGCUACCGUCGCGACCGCUACUACGAGCGCGACCGCGGCCGGUCGAGAUACGAUGACUACAAUUAUAGAUACGGCCCGCCGACGCGCACGGAGUAUCGACUUAUCGUCGAAAAUCUAUCUAGCCGCAUUAGCUGGCAGGACUUAAAGGAUUAUAUGCGUCAAGCUGGCGAAGUAACAUAUGCUGAUGCUCACAAGCAACAUAGAAAUGAAGGUGUUGUCGAGUUCGCUACGCAUUCAGAUAUGCGCGCGGCUAUAGAAAAGCUGGACGGUACGGAACUGAACGGACGGCGCAUACGACUCGUUGAAGAUCGCCGCUCUUCGCGACGCCGCACGCGAUCUUCCUCGAGUCGCUCGCGCUCUCGCAGUCGUGAGAGACGCCGCUCCAGGUCUCGUUCUCGCCACUCUUCCCGAUCAAGAUCGAAGUCUCGCCCAAAGAGCAAGAGUCCCGCAGCUAAGUCUCGCUCUAGGUCCAGAUCUAAGGAUCGCAGCCGUUCGAGAUCAGCGUCCCAUAAGUCCGAGCGUCGCUCUGAGUCUCGCCAGUCGCGUGAACGCUCUGCCUCACACAAAUCACCCGACCGCAAUGGAAGGCAAUCGGCGUCCCGCUCAAAGUCCCGUUCAAAAUCCCGUUCACCGAUACACGACUCCAAGGAGAGAUCUCGUUCUCGAAGCAAGGAUGCGGCGUCGCCUAAGGGUGAAGAGGAGCGUCGCGAGAGCAAGUCCCGCUCGCGAUCGCGUUCACGUUCGGGUUCGCGCGAACGCUCCGUAUCGCGAGAGCAUUCGCGUUCACGCUCGCGUUCACGUUCACGUUCAGGCUCGCCUCGCCAGAACGGGGACGCGCCCGACCGCGCCAGCGCCGACCGCUCCCCUCGCAGUGGUGACUAACCUACAUCACACACUUCUAUAUUUACUUCGUGCGUUACGUCUAGUUUUGUGAUCUCGCGGCUCGAUUUUCUUUUUAUAUGGUUUAGUUCAGUGGUUCUUAACUAGUGCUCCGUGAAAUAGACACUAGAUAAGAUAGACUAGUCAGAUUUACUCACACACAGAGGCAUUUCUCACUAGCCUGUAACUAAAUACACUAAAUUUUAUUCAAAUAAUAGUUAUUGGACCAUGGCAAAAUAAUAAAUUUUUGGAAAUAUGCCCUUGUCACCAAAAGGUUAACAUGUUGAACGUUAUGGGGGACACCAGUUGGUCCUCGCUUGUUUAGUCCAUGGGGGCCUAAAAAGUCCUUAUUUAUAAAAAAAAGUAUGAUGUUUUUAUUGCACUACCAUACCCGUUCUUAAAGAUCUUACUUAUUUUUCCUUACACUAUCUAUAUGACAUAUUAUUCUACGUCAUAUUUUUUAAGUUGACUGGUUCGCGGUCAUGUGGUGUUCCCCGCGGCACCAACGGAACAACUGUGUGUUGACUACAUGGUAUAAUGGCAUGGCCCAAAUAGAACUAAAAAAAUCAAGGCGGCGUUUAACGUAUUAAGAACCACUGGUAUAGUUAUUGGAUCGCGGUACUACUAAAUAUUGAAUUCGUUUCAAAGCGCGUUUAAAGAUUUGUUUGAGAAAAUUUACAGACCGAUUGUGGAAAUGUGAAUGUGGGCUUGUGAAUGUUGUUAAUGCGUAUUUUAAGUGAGCCAUGUUGAGAAUGAAUUCAGUUUUAUGUUUAAAAAUGCCUUUGAUUACGUCAGAAAAUCCUUUUAUUCAAUGUGCAAUUAUUAUUUACCUGUCGGUAAAGUUUGUAAACGAAGAGAUAAUUUAAUAUAAUGUUUUUAUAAGAAAAAUUUAAAAUUGGCCACUUGAUCCUAAAAUAGUACAUUUACCUUUUAUUUAGGUAAGUAGUAUUAAUUUUCAAUGACACCCUUUUCAAAUAGGUUAAGGUAUUUUGUAAAUACUGUAUUGUUUAUAAGGCACCAAAAAUAAAUAAGAUUAAAUUA
Molecule: messenger RNA, 2193 nt
Organism: Melitaea cinxia (Glanville fritillary)
Lineage: Eukaryota; Metazoa; Arthropoda; Insecta; Lepidoptera; Nymphalidae
Gene: B52
Product: serine-arginine protein 55-like
Exons: 10
Coding region: 34-1155 (373 amino acids)
Biological process (GO): alternative mRNA splicing, via spliceosome; mRNA splice site recognition
Cellular component (GO): ribonucleoprotein complex; nucleus; cytoplasm
Molecular function (GO): mRNA binding
Source: RefSeq, a predicted model, not a curated record